AUGGCUUUAUCUCUAAAGCAGCAUCAAUGCCGUCACUUGGGUACGGCAAAGCCACAAGGGAAGCUGCCAAAGAAGCUACCGAUUGCCGGCGUGAAGAAGAUAGUUUUGGUAUCAUCGGCCAAAGGAGGUGUUGGCAAGUCCCUGGUCAGUGUAAACCUUGCGUACGCCAUUAAACACGUUCACCAGAACCUGCAAAUUGGCAUACUCGAUGCCGAUCUGUUUGGGCCAUCGCUGCCAAAAAUGACCGGCCUCAGUGGCCAACCAGAACUAAACAAACAAAAUAUGAUGCUUCCUCUAGUGAACUAUGGCGUCAAGUGCAUGUCAAUGGGUUUUCUCGUCGAAGAAGAGAAUCCAGUCAUUUGGCGUGGUCUCAUGGUAAUGUCCGCUCUGCAAAAGCUGCUUCGUUCAGUCAACUGGGGAGAGCUGGACAUUCUCGUCGUCGACAUGCCACCUGGAACGGGCGACACACAGCUUUCCAUCGUCCAAAAUAUUCCCAUCGACGGAGUACUGCUCGUAACGACACCUCAACAAGUAGCUCAGGCGGACGUCAUUAGAGGAGCAAACAUGUACCGCAAUCUCGAAGUGCCUAUCCUCGGUCUGGUGCAGAAUAUGAGCUACUACAAGUGCUCAAACUGUUCACAUAAUCAUCAUCUUUUCGGCCCUGAUAGUGGCUCAAAGUUGGCGCAAAAGUUGGACGCCGAACUAGUGGCCGAUAUACCGAUUUUGCCUGAACUAAGCACGUGCUCUGAUGAUGGUUGUCCAAUUGUGGUUAAAGAUCCACAAUCAGAUGGUUCUCAG
This is a messenger RNA of Rhagoletis zephyria (snowberry fruit fly), 798 nucleotides long. The record is from RefSeq and is a predicted model, not a curated record. Lineage: Eukaryota; Metazoa; Arthropoda; Insecta; Diptera; Tephritidae.